This is a messenger RNA of Knipowitschia caucasica, 381 nucleotides long. The record is from the annotation of a GenBank genome assembly. Lineage: Eukaryota; Metazoa; Chordata; Actinopteri; Gobiiformes; Gobiidae.
AUGGUGGAGCAGGAUAACAUGGACGCCUACCUGGCAGCGUUAGAUAUAAAUUUUGCUUUGAGGAAAAUUGUGUGUUUACUGAAACCAACCAAAGAGAUUACUCACGAUCCGGCGACUGGGACCAUGAAGAUCAAGACCAUCACCACCUUCAAAAACUUCUUCAUGGACUUUGUGAUCGGGAAGGAGUUCACCGAGGACCUGGGACCAGUGGACGGCCGCACCUGCCAGACCACCGUGAGCUGGGAGGGGGACAAGCUGCUGUGUGUGCAGAGAGGAGAGAAACAGGGCCGUGGCUGGACGCACUGGCUGGAAGGAAACAAGCUGCAUCUGGAGCUGAGAGUGGAAGAUGUCGUGGCCAAGCAGGUCUUCCAGAAGGAGUGA